Messenger RNA from Nymphaea colorata (pocket water lily), 2508 nucleotides. RefSeq names its product cyclin-A2-2-like. The record is from RefSeq and is a predicted model, not a curated record. Gene Ontology annotation, molecular function: cyclin-dependent protein serine/threonine kinase regulator activity. Gene Ontology annotation, biological process: regulation of cyclin-dependent protein serine/threonine kinase activity; mitotic cell cycle phase transition. The transcript has 13 exons. Gene Ontology annotation, cellular component: cytoplasm; cyclin-dependent protein kinase holoenzyme complex; nucleus. Bases 600 to 2114 code for a protein of 504 amino acids. Lineage: Eukaryota; Viridiplantae; Streptophyta; Magnoliopsida; Nymphaeales; Nymphaeaceae.
CUCCCGCAGUCUUCUGUCUCUGUCAAAUUCAAUUUUGGAGUCUUGAUUGAAAACCAGAAUAUUAAAAGCAAAAAAAAGGGAUGAUAAGGGAAGAGAGAGAGAGAGAGUAUGGUUUGAAGUGGGGCGAUGGAGAGUUCUCGAUUUGGAUUUUUUUUGAAUAGGAGCAUAGGGAGGGAAAAGGAGAUAGGAGAGAGGGGCUGUCUCUUUACUUGGGUCGCCUCACUUCACUUUCAGUCUCUCUGUGGUGAACGCCAGAAGGGCUUUCUCUUCCCUCACUUCCUCCCUCUCUCUCUCUCUCCCUCUCCACGACACACAGUAGGUGGAUAAGAGGGGGGAGGGAGUAAGGCCGUAACGGCGCACUCGUUCUGUUACUUCUUUCUCCACCUCUUUCGCUUCCCAUUUACGUUUGGUUUCUUGAACUGAGGGUGAGGACUGAGAAGGGAGAGGAACGGGUUGUGGAGGGGCGUCAUGCCGUGAUGCAAAUGUCCUCCUCCUUCUAGGCGAUUUACCUCCACUCCGAGAGCAGCGGUCUGUUUGAGGUGAAAUUUGAAAACAUUCAACAUCUCCUUGAUUUUCUCUAUUGAGGAUCCUCAGAGGCAAUGGACAAGGAAAACGUAUGUCAUGGAGCUCCAAACCUCACAGGUCGAAUCACUCGUGCAAGAGCAGCAGCCUUUCGCGCUUCUAGUAUUGCCUUAGGAACAUCUUCAAUGAAGCAAGAGAAGAAACACAUAACCCGCAGAUACCCUAAGCGAGUUGCGUUGGAUGACAAUCAACCUGCCGUAGGCAUAUCCAACUUUCAGAGCAAGCGGCAGGCGGUGCUAAGGGAUGUUUCUUACCCUAAGCGAGUUGCGUUGGAUGACAAUCAACCUGCCGUAGGCAUAUCCAACUUUCAGAGCAAGCGGCAGGCGGUGCUAAGGGAUGUUUCUAAUAUUAUAUGUGAAAGUUCAUAUGUUAACUGCAUUAAAGCAGCCAAAUUGAAGCUUCAGACUAAAAGCUGCAAGAAUGUUAAGUUGAAAACUGGCGUGAAGGACGCCACCUUUGGCCCCUCUGAUGAUGGAUCAACUGCAACAAAUCAGGAGAAUUCAGAAGUCAUGACACAAAGAAGUAUACUUGCUGAUGCUCUGAUUGACAUUGAGCAUGCGAAAGCAAAUGAGGAGGUCCUAGAACUUUCUACAGAAAACAUGGUCUUCACUGACAAAGGUGACACAGUCAAUGAUGUAGACAUGGAACUCCAAAAAUCAACUGCCAUGCACGUUAUAGAUAUUGAUGUUGACCAUAAGGAUCCUCAGAUGUGUAGCCUUUAUGCCUCAGAGAUCUAUGCUUAUUUACGGGAGGCUGAGUUGAAGCGCAAGCCAUCACAUAAUUACAUGAGUAUGGUUCAACAAGAUAUUUCUCCAGCUAUGCGGGCAAUCCUUAUAGACUGGCUUGUUGAGGUAUGUGAGGAGUAUAGACUGGUUCCAGAUACUCUAUAUCUGACUGUCUUCUACAUUGAUCGGUUCCUUUCUGGCAAUCCUGUUGAAAGAAAGAUGCUACAGCUAGUUGGCAUUACGUGCAUGUUUAUUGCAUCGAAGUACGAAGAGAUAUGUGCACCUCGUGCAGAGGACUUUUGUUUGAUUACAGACAAUACAUACAAUAGGGAACAGGUCCUAAAGAUGGAGAUUGAUAUCUUGAACCAUUUGCGCUUUGAAUUGACUGCACCUACUACAAAGACAUUUCUUAGGAGGUUUCUGCGAGCAGCCCAAGCUUCGUACAAGAUGGAUCGAGACUUUUCAUUGGAGUUCUUGGCAAAUUAUCUAGCAGAACUUACAUUGCUUGAUUAUGGGUUCCUGAAAUUCUUCCCUUCUCGUAUAGCUGCAUCUGCUGUAUUUCUAGCCAAAUGGACGCUGGACCAAAUGUCACACCCUUGGAAUCCAACCCUGGAGCAUUACACCAAUUACAAGGCUUUGGAGCUAAAAAAUGUUGUGUUUGAAAUUCAUCGUAUACAAAUGGACGCCAAGGAGGAUGCCACUACAAAUCUCUCACUGAAAGCAAUAAGGGAGAAGUACAGCCAACAAAAGUUCAAGUCAGUGGCUGCUCUAUCGUUCCCAAAACCAGUUGAUACACUUUUUCUGUGAGAUUAUUUUGUUAAGCAACUGACCGCUGGUUCAUUCGACGAAGAUCCAGGAAUACUGAUAUGAAUGACAGUGUGCUACCUUUUCCUUUGCGUCUUGAAAAUAGGUUGGUGCAUCAAUUAUGGACCAUGAAGAAAGAUGUGCAGGUGCAACCACUGUAUUUCAAGCUAGAGUUACUAACAUUAUCAUAGCUUUCUCGGUAGCGAUUCUGUUGCUACUCUUCUCAGUAGCUCUGACUGCCCGUAAUCAUUUGUGUAUGUUUAACUGUUAAUUCUAAUCUCUUCUGGUCACAAAAAUUGUGUGACAAUCCACUGAACAGUUGAGGUUUUGUUUUGGCGGUCCGGAAAAAAUAAUUUUGUAUCAUUGGAUGCAUAUAUGAGAAAAAGUUGUUCAAGAA